Messenger RNA from Pelmatolapia mariae (spotted tilapia), 666 nucleotides. Its product is annotated as serum amyloid P-component-like. The coding region runs from base 1 to 666 and encodes 221 amino acids. The record is from RefSeq and is a predicted model, not a curated record. NCBI's taxonomy places the organism in Eukaryota, Metazoa, Chordata, Actinopteri, Cichliformes, Cichlidae. The transcript has 4 exons.
AUGGCACUUCUGAUUCUCCUGGUAAUGCUGACAGCAUGUGCUGCAAUGCCUCGAGAUCUCUCUGGCAAAAUGUUCAUCUUUCCACAAGAAACUGACACAGCUAAUGUGAGACUGAAUACAUCCAUGCAGAGCGUCGCAGCUGUGACGGCCUGUUUCAGGUCCAUUACAGACCUCAGCAGGAACCACAACCUUUUCUCUCUCUCCACACCCUCUUUCCACAAUGGCUUCCUAGUAUUCAAGGAAGCAGGAAGUAAUGUGAUUGACAUCUAUGUCAGAAACAACAGAGUAACAUUUAUAGGCCAGGAUUACAUGCUGAAUACAUGGCAGUCUAUUUGCACCACUUGGGAUUCCGAAUCUGAACUGGUGCAGCUGUGCCUUAACGGAAAGCCCUCAAUAAAGAAAUUCAUUUGUGGAUUGGUCAUCACUGAUCCAAUUGUUAUCGUAGGACAGGAGCAGGAUUCCCAUGGUGGAGGAUUUGACAUCAAUCAGUCUUUUGUUGGGAUGAUGUCUGAUGUCCACAUGUGGAACUACGUCCUUUCCCCUUGUGAGAUCCAGCGUUUCAUAGAAGAUCUGAACUUCACUCCUGGGAAUGUGAUAAACUGGAGGGCGCUGGAGUUCCAGGCCACAGGCAGAGUGCUAGUAGAAAAUAAGCUGACUUGUGAAUAA